AAAAACGCUUGUGUGCCCUGUAACCGCCUCUUCCCCACGUUUAGGAAAAUGAAAGAAAACGAAACACGAACUGUUUCGCCAACCCCCCACCACCACCCCCAAAACGGUGCCUGUGCCUCCACAAUUCUUUCUUCUACAACCCGUCCCUGCUACUUCUCUCAAUCCAAUCCCAUCCCACACACAAACAUGGACAGCUUCUCAAAUUUACCCGAGCCCCUCCUCGUCACAAUAAUCUCCUUCUUGCCCUUCAAAGAAGCAGCAAGAACCUCUCUUCUCUCCAAGCGUUGGCGCCACCUUUGGCGUUCCACCCAAACCAUCGACUUCAACGCGCGUUUCUUCAUCAACGUCGACGCAAGUAGAGAGGUGCAGAGACAAGUCUUCCUUGAUUUUGUGCGGCACUGGAUCGCAAACUACCAACAAGCCACUAUAAGCAAAUUCUCUCUCGCACUCUCUCAGCCGAGAAAUUCCCAAAUGGUCGUGGAAAAUUGCAUCACCUUUUCUCUUGCGCGCAACGUCAAACACCUGGUGCUUGAUUUUUCUGACCCCACAUGGAAUGAAGAUGACUUUGAAGGUCCUGCCGAUCCGACGUCGUAUGAUUUGCCUCUCUCUGUUUAUGGCCAUGAACAAGUUCUUGAAUCUCUGACUCUGUUUUCUUGCAAGUUUAAUCCUUCUGGGUUCAAGAAUUUUGGGUUGCUUAAACAAGUUUCGUUGGGUUGGGUUGAAGUGGGAGCAUGCACUUUCAAGGCUUUGCUUGUGAACUGUGGGUGUCUUGAGAGUUUGAGCCUGAAACACUGUUGGAGCAUGGAGAACUUCCUUCGUGUUGGUGGAAGGGGCUUAAAGCUGAAAACUUUGGUGGUUUAUAAGUGCAGGUUUUAUUAUCCUUGCUUUGCAGUUGAGGCACCAAAUCUGAGUUGCUUGAGGUACACUGGGACCCUGCCAAGAUUUGAUAUAUCCAGAAAUAAUAGAGGCUUGGAUGAGGUGGAGCUUGACUUUGGGCUUGAGUCUGUGUGCAGUUGUUCCAUGGCUGAUCGCCUCUAUCAGCUCUUCUUUGAAGUCUUCCCCAUGAGGGCAUUGACUGUUUGCACCUACAUACUUCAGGUUGUUAGCAUGGGAGAGGAUUUCAUUGGUAUGGAGCCGUCUUUUCCCGUUACACACUUGACAUUGAAAACAGCAAUGCAUGACUAUGAACAAGUCGGCAUCCGAUAUUUCUUGAAUAGCUGUCCUCAUUUGGAAACUCUUGAGAUCCAAUUAGGCCCCGGCAGAAUUUUUCAUGAUGAAUAUGAAGCUCCAUAUAGUGGACUGGAUCCUCAUGAACUGUGGAUCCGCCAUCCAGUAGUUUUCUUGUGCGUGACUCACACUUUGAGAGAGGUUGAGAUCAAGGGUUUCAAGGGGACGCCUAAUGAGAUUUACGUGCUGAACUAUCUGGUCACCUAUGGCCGUGUCAUGGAAAAGCUUACUGUGAUUACUUCGGGGGAAAUGAGCAAUCGCGGAAACCCAACAGUUUAUCGGAAUAUUGCCAAACAAGCGCUUAUGAUCGAAAGUGCUUCGCAAAAUCUGCUCUUCACGGGACUGUCUCAUACGGCAACAGCCCUUCAUUAUUGGAGUGAGUCCCUGCCCAAGAAUCACUUGUUUUCUGAAAGAUUCUUCUUUAGCACAAACACAGAGACAAACAUGGACCGGCUCUCAUCUUUGCCUGAGCCUCUCCUUCUCAUCAUAAUCUCACUUUUGUCCUUCAAAGAAGCCAUAAGAACCUCCGUUUUAUCCACCCGUUGGCGUCACCUUUGGCGUUCAACCGCAAACAUCGAGUUCAACGAGCAUUUCUAUGCGAACGUCGAUGCAAGUAGAGAAAUUCAGAGACAACUUUUCAUUGAUUUUGCGCAGCAAUGGAUUGCAAACUACCAAGAAGACAACAUAGAUAAGUUUUCUCUCACAUUUUCUCACCCUAGAAACUCCCAAGUCUUCGUCGAAAACUGUCUCAAGUUUUCUCUUGCUCGCCAUGUCAAACACAUGGGGCUUGAUUUCUCUGAACCUACCUGGGAUUUAUCUGAUCCUGGCGACAACCCUCAUCCGGUGUCGUUUGAUCUGCCUUCCCAGGUCUACAGUCAUCAUGUUCUUGAGUCUUUAACUCUUUCUUCCUGCAAUUUUGUUGUCUCUGAGUUCAAGAACUUUAGGUUCCUUAAACAUGUUUCGUUGGCUUGGGUUGAACUUAUGGCUUCAACUGUCAAGGCUCUGUUAGUUAACUGCGGGCUGCUUGACAGUCUAAACCUAAAGCAGUGUUGGAACAUGAACAGCGUUGACGUCUGUGGACAGGACUUAAAGCUAACCUCUUUGGUUGUCGAUAGGUGCAUGUGUUCGGGUUAUCAGAGGAUUUCAAUUGAAGCACCAAACCUAAAAUAUUUGAGGUUUGCUGGCUUUGUGCCCAUAUUUGAUGUGAACACAGCUGGAGGCUUGGAAGAAGUUGACCUUGAUUUUGGUCUUGCUUCUAUAUGUGAUGAAGAUAGUGGUUAUCUUCUCUAUGACCUCCUGUGUGAAGUUUACCCUUCGAGGGCUUUGACUGUGUGCAGUUACACGCUUCAGGCUGUUACCAUGGGACCGGAGCCAAUUGGUAUGGAACCGCGUUUGAGCGUCACAGACUUGACCUUAAAGACUGCAAUGCAUUUCAAUGAACAAAAGGGGAUCAAGUUUUUCUUGACUAGUUGUCCUCUAUUGGAGACUCUCACCAUCGACAUACGCCUCGGGACAAUUUUUCUCCAUGAAGAUGAGGCUCCAUUUCAUGAACUCAACCGUUGUGAUGUUUGGAUCGAAAACCCGAUAGUUAACUCGUGCAUAAUCCGAACUCUGAGAGAGGUGGAGAUCAAGGGCUUCAAGGGGACACCAAAUGAGUUCUAUUUGCUGGCCUAUCUGGUCCUCCAUGGUCGUGUCAUGCAGAAGCUUACUGUGGUUACCUCAAGGGAAAUCAGCAACCAUGGAAACCCUGCAGUGUACCGAAGUGUAGCUGAGAAACUGUAUGCAUUGAGACGUGCCUCACAGCAUCUGCAAAUCACCAUUUUUUAGAGAGAAAUAACAAAAUCCGAUGGAUGUUUUAAUUAUUUUCAUGUGCAUUUGAAGUUCGAAACUCAUGUAGGCACAGU
Molecule: messenger RNA, 3131 nt
Organism: Prunus avium (sweet cherry)
Lineage: Eukaryota; Viridiplantae; Streptophyta; Magnoliopsida; Rosales; Rosaceae
Source: RefSeq, a predicted model, not a curated record